CGCCAAGAGUGGCGGGAAGCCCGCGAGAAGGACGGAAGGAUUUUGUGUGCGCCGUUUUUAGUUAGGUAUGAGUUGUGAAUGACCGCAAUGUCGCCAAUGGGGCCCGAGAAAGAGAGUGAGCGGAUGACUCGACCGGGGGGGAGCGAACCGAAUCCCACGCUGGACUGUGCAAAGAGUUCAUGACUAAAAUGACCAAAAAGGCAACGGGAAAUAUAAAGUUCUCUCGGUUUCCACUCCAAGAGAGAGGCUCAAUCCUAUCAUCAUCACAAUUUUCCCUCUCGGAAUUACUAUUUGCUCCUUCGACCGUUCCUUAUUCGAAAUCAUGCGUUCUUUCACCAUCGCCGCCGCCGCCACCACCCUGGCAAGCUUCGCUAACAGCUUGGCUGUCAGGGAUAACAGCACAACCUCGGCCAACACUGUCGACCUUUUCCUUGACGACGCGAUUAAUGGCCAGGGCCUCUACGCUGCUUCCAUCGUAAGCGUCUGCAAGGACCACACCGUCUACGCCAUCCAAUGUACCAGCGCUAGGGACGACUUGGUUGGGUCUCAGACGUGUGGACCGAAUGCUCAGGCCUUGACUGUCACGCAAGCUCCGACCGUAUUCCAGGUUACAUUUGUCACAGAGUCUACCGUGGCUGGCUACGAGGGGGAAGUGAGCCUCGCCGAGUCCUGCGAGCUGAGGGGCACCACCGAAGCGGACUGCCAGGCUACUGUUACCAUGACCGUUGAGGGUCUUACUUCGAUUGAUAGCUCGACCUCUACCCUCCUCACCGGCACCGACGUCAACUACUACCCGGUGACCAUCACCGGCGGCGCGGAAAAGACCCGCGCUGCAAGCGCUACCGAUGCUUGCAAACCCGAGGGCAACGCUGCGGCCGGAAUUGGGGCGAAUUCGGUUAGGGCAGCCGCUGCCGCUCUUGCCGUGGGUCUUAUGGGGCUUCUCGUUCUGUAAUGAUGUUGAUAACGAAUACUGGAAAGAAUGUAAUGGAGUAAUGUAGAUAGAUACCCUGACGCCCGGAAAUAUAACCUUGUUUCGAGAAAAGAAGCCGAGACGAGACGGUGCUUGUGUCAAACAGAUCCGUAUCCAUGAUCAACGGCGGCCGCGAGUAUGCAUGAUACCAAUCAUUGUGUCUGGGGCCACAACAGUGCAUGUGGCUAUAGUAGCGAAUUUGGUGAUGACUGCAUUGCAUAGGUAAACGGAACACGUUGAACAGGUGAGGUAGGUUGAAAGAAGUUGAAUAUACCUAACUGAACUUUCAAAGGAACUGAGCGAGUUCGAUUCCGCGGACGCAGGUGCGCGUCUGCAUGUGG
Molecule: messenger RNA, 1311 nt
Organism: Chaetomium fimeti
Lineage: Eukaryota; Fungi; Ascomycota; Sordariomycetes; Sordariales; Chaetomiaceae
Exons: 2
Coding region: 323-952 (209 amino acids)
Source: RefSeq, a predicted model, not a curated record